CUCAUAUAAAUAAAAGGAAAAAUUAUCAAAUUACACACCUUAUAUUCUUAUAUUUUCAAUUAUUCCCUAUCAUUUGUAAAAAUUUCAAAAAUCCCUCUUCUAAUACAUAUGAAUGACGCUGAUACAUCGCGAUUUGAUACAUAAGUCAUUUUCAUGAUACAUCGCUAGUUGAUACAAACCAUGUAUCAAUAAAAAACCAGAUUUUGAUGGAUUCAAUUAUGUCCAUGCUUUCAUGAUUUUAUUGGAAUCCAUCAUAGCAUGAGCAGGGGCUCUAACAAACUUGAAGACACUUGUUUUACGGUGGUGUAAGAAUUUGGAAGAGGUUCAUCCCUCUCUUGGACAUUGCAGAAUGCUUACUUAUUUGAGUUUGGAUGAUUGUCGCAAACUUAAGAAGCUUCCAAAAUUUGUCUGCAUGGAAUCUCUUGAGGCUCUCAAUCUCCUUGAAUGCACAAGCUUAGAAGAAUUUCCAGAAAUCUGUGGAGAUAUGCGUAGCUUAUCAAAACUCAGUCUAGGAUCCCCGUGGAUAAGAAGCUUACCCCCAUCUCUCAGCGGCCUUAGAGAGAUACAAUUGACUGAUUGUGAAAUUCUUGAAAGUAUUCCGGACGCUUUUCGAAAUCUUAGAGAUCUCCGUAUUUCAGGUUGCAAUAAACUUGCAGCACUGCCAAACAGCCUCUUUGAAUCACAGAAAUUGGAAUUUCUUGAGAUAUCCCGAUGUUCUGGAUUGGUAAAGCUCCCCAUAUCUCUUGGAGUUCAAAAGAAGCUCCGUUUGUUAGAGAUAGAUAGAUGUGAGAACUUAAAGGAGCUUCCAAGCUCUAUUCAGCUGAAAUCCCCUCAUGAGCUCAAGAUAUCUAAUUCCCCAAAAUUAUGUACAUUUCCCGAAUUCAAAGGAGAUAUGCAUUGCUUGAGAGAACUGACUCUGAAUUCUACUGGGAUAAGAGAAGUACCUUCAUCCAUUGGGAAUCUGAGCGGCCUUAAAGCUCUCUAUCUGGAAGGUUGUGAAGAUCUUGUAAGUCUACCAGACAGCCUCUGUAAUUUGAUGAAUCUCCACACUCUUAUCCUCUGCAGGUGCAAAAAGCUAGAGAAGCUUCCUGAAAACAUUGGUGAUUUGCAAGAGUUAGAGGAACUUGAUGCGAGAGAAACUGCAAUCUCCCAACCACCUCCCUCCAUCACCAAGCUUUGCAAACUGCAGAAGUUAAGAUUCUCACAUGAACAACAAUUUCAACAUUCCCCAAGUUUCGUCUUGCAUCAAGUGUCAGGUUUAUCCUCCUUGACAUCACUUGAUCUUAGUAAUUGCAACAUAUUGGGUGGACUUCUUGAGGAUUUAGGAUCUUUGCACUUGUUGGAAAAGUUGAAUGUAAGUGGAAGCAAUAUUUCUUGUUUACCAAAAAGCUUCAAAAGGACUCUUACACCUUGAGCAUCUGAACGUACAAUUCUGUGAGAAUCUUAAUGAACUGCCAGGAGAGCUACCCCAAAAAUUAAAGGAGCUAUUUGCAGAUUAUCAUUUAGCCUUGAAGAGUAUCAGAGAUCUCGUAAUUGAUUAUCUUAAGCUGUUUAAGCGCUCGAUAUCCGACUGUGGAACUGUCAGGACAUGCAUCUAGAUUUUGAUCUAUCCGGCCCGCUCAUAUAUGAAUGUUGAAUAUUCUCAUCAAAUUGAUUUCUAUUAAUAAUAUUUUCUAUUGCAUGCAGUGUGACUUCCACCAAAGAGAUUAUUUUCUCAUUUGUUUUCCUGAUCAAGUCAGAAUUCCAGAGUUGUUCGAUUAUGAUCGGUUUAUCAAUCAAAAAGAGAUCUCAAUUGAUCUGAACCCAUCUUGGUAUACCGAUAAAUUCAUGGGUUUUUGGAUAAGUUACGGUCCUACUACAAAGUACAGAAGAUUAAGAGCUACAUUGGUCUGCAAAUCUGACCCUGAAAGAAAAUAUUCCUUGAAGUAUUACAUCCAUGAAACAUUGUCGUCCUUGUAUCCUUUCAUUUGUUGCGCCUACGUACCAUUUGAAACAUUGUGGCAUGCUUCUGGCAAUAAACAAGGGAAGAACACAAACGAUUAUUACAUGUUGGAGGUAUCUCAAUUGGGCACCCCGGAGAAAGAACUAUGCUGGGGAAUUCGCCUGGAGUUUGAAAAGGAUGCAACGAGUGAUGCAAAGGUUUGUUUAUGAGUUGUUUUAGAUCACAAAUUUUAAAUAGUAUGGAAAGAAUAUGUUCUACAUUGUUGGUACAGUUGUAUCAAUGAUAGAUGGAUGAAAUUUUUAUUUAUAAUGAUGGUGUUCGAGUGAGAAACAACUUAUCUACCCUUAUAAGGUAAGUUAGCUUGCGUACACACCAUCCUCUCAAGAUUCCACUUGUGAGAUUUCAUUAAAUAUGCUGUU
This is a messenger RNA of Solanum dulcamara, 2361 nucleotides long. Its product is annotated as disease resistance protein RPV1-like. NCBI's taxonomy places the organism in Eukaryota, Viridiplantae, Streptophyta, Magnoliopsida, Solanales, Solanaceae. The record is from RefSeq and is a predicted model, not a curated record. The transcript has a single exon. Gene Ontology annotation, molecular function: protein binding. The coding region runs from base 350 to 1414 and encodes 354 amino acids.